This is a messenger RNA of Cyphomyrmex costatus, 849 nucleotides long. Its product is annotated as double homeobox protein A-like. Gene Ontology annotation, molecular function: DNA-binding transcription factor activity, RNA polymerase II-specific; RNA polymerase II transcription regulatory region sequence-specific DNA binding. The transcript has 5 exons. Gene Ontology annotation, cellular component: nucleus. The coding region runs from base 271 to 849 and encodes 192 amino acids. The record is from RefSeq and is a predicted model, not a curated record. Gene Ontology annotation, biological process: regulation of transcription by RNA polymerase II. Lineage: Eukaryota; Metazoa; Arthropoda; Insecta; Hymenoptera; Formicidae.
AAGCUACGCCCGGAUCCCUAUAACAUCGCGCUUUAAUACUGAGUGUAAUCAGUGAAAAAUGAGUGAUGAAUAUCAAUUUAAUUGGUGAAAAAUAGAAAAAAAUGAGUUCUACAUCCAGUCCCCAACAGAAAUCGAAAAGGGCGUCGGAAAGAUGGCGCGGACCAAUGAGUUGGGCAUUCACAUAUAAUCAGCGGCAAAAGUUAAUACGGGUGUUUGAGAAAAAUACAUUUCCUAAUAAAAGUGAAAUGGAACAACUAGCCUGGGAGAUGAAUGUAUCAUUCCACAAAAAUUAAUUUAUGGUUCCGCAAUAUUAGAAAAAUAAUCAGAUCUAGACCUAUGCCGUUUUGUGAUCGUCUGAGAAUAAAGUGCCGCCAGAGAUUUAUGGAUGAUCAGCGGAAUGAGUUAGUACGCAUGUUUGAGGAAAAUCCACAUCCUAGUAGAAAUAAAAUAGAAGAACUAUCACAGAAGAUGAAAAUACCAUUCCGUCAUAUUAAAUUAUGGUUCCACCAUAUUAGAACAACUAUCAGAUCUAGGCCUUCAUCGAUGCUUAAUCAUCAGCAAAUGACAUUGCCAAAUAUUGGCUUAAAAUUUUCGGAUAACCAACGGGCUGAGUUAAUACAGAUGUUUGAGAAAAAUCCGUAUCCUGAAAUAGAAGAAAUGAAAGAACUAGCCAAGAAGAUGGAAGUGUCAACCUAUAUUAUUAAAUUAUGGUAUUGUCGUCUGAGAAAAGAGAUUGUCUUUAUAAGGUCUUCGAUGCUUGAACAGAUGCUAAUUAAAGUUAUAACCAGAUCCAAGAGGAUGUGGCGAACGAGGCCUGUCGCCUCAUGUAAAAAAUUCGAAGAGAUUUAA